Messenger RNA from Megalobrama amblycephala (Wuchang bream), 2483 nucleotides. RefSeq names its product interferon-inducible GTPase 5. NCBI's taxonomy places the organism in Eukaryota, Metazoa, Chordata, Actinopteri, Cypriniformes, Xenocyprididae. The record is from RefSeq and is a predicted model, not a curated record. Gene Ontology annotation, molecular function: GTP binding. Gene Ontology annotation, cellular component: membrane.
UUGAUUAUGGUGUUUUGUACUUGACAUUGAAUUAUGCCUCAUGUGAGACACGUAAGACAUGUUAAAUUCUUGGAAAGGGCUCCACAUCUACAGUAAGUGGUUCAUUUGUCAUUCAGGCUUUUUUGUCUGCUUGAUUUAAUGUGCACUUCUGAAAUAAUUAAUUGUAUCCACUCUCUUCUAAUGUCAGUAGUAACUGGAUCUGAAUACGCGUCAAACCAUUUCCUGCUUUUACGUCUUCUGUUAUUUUAAUGGUUGUAUAUUUUAGUAUUAGUUUUAUUAGGUAUUAAGAGUAUAUCUCCACAUCCUAAUUUGGACCAGGUGUUGCCCAUCCCUCCUGCCACAACAGCACAAAGGCAACCAAGGCAAAAGAAACAAAAACAAAACACACCCACGCCGUAACAAGGUCUAGAUAAAGGACACAUCUUGAAGUUUAUGAAACUCUUUCUGCACUCAAGGCAGCUCAUACUGCAUAUUUGGUUUUGAAAUGAUGCCGUUUACUCAACUCUUACUUGCCAGAGAUCAAUUAUGAAAUGAUCAUAUCAGUGAGAGGUUUGCAUGUAUGAUUGUAAGUAGCAGUCUCACUACAUGUUGCAGUGGACGAUACUGAAGCUUCCAGAGGCUGAGCAGAAAAUUCUGGACUCACAGGGAGAUUCCAUGUCAGAUUUGGUAAAUCCCUAUAAUGAUGAUGAUCGCUCCAGCCAGACACCUGGAUCAUCUUUAAAUAUACCAGAAACUUUAAGCAAAGACGAGACUAAAGACAAAAGAGCUCAUUCCCCAAGCACUAUCUGCCCAACAAUCAGUCCAAUCAAAAUGGAAAAGGCUGAGAAAAAUGUACAAAUUGAUUGUUUUGAUGAACUUAAAGAAAAGGACAUCGAAAAGCCUGAGAAAAAGGACAAAAACAAAAAUGUGUAUGUGAAUAGAGAGUUUGCAGGUAUAUUGUCUGAUGCCACAGCAAACGAAGAAGAGGAAGAAAAAGAAAAAGAAGAAGGAGAAGGAGAAGAAGAUGAUGAUGAAGAUUCAGACUCUCUUGCCUCAGAAUUACAAGAAAUAAGUGACUAACCUGCACAAAAAACAAACAAAUUGAAAGGUAAACUGAAGGAGUUGGAGAAUAUUACACUUAACAUCGCUGUAACUGGGAUGACAGGGGCAGGAAAGUCUUCCUUUGUCAAUGCCCUGAGAGGACUUCAUAAUGAUGAUGGGAGAGCAGCUCCCACAGGAACAACUGAGACAACCAUGAAGCCAAACAUGUACCCACAUCCCUUCAUGCCAAAUGUGAAAAUCUGGGAUCUGCCUGGAAUUGGCAGUCCAAAAUUUAGAGCGAAGAAGUACCUGAAAGAUGUCAAGUUCAACACGUAUGACUUCUUUCUCAUAGUGACCUCUGAAAGGUUUAAGGAGAACGACAUAGAGCUGGCCACAGCAAUCCAGAAGAGCAAGAAGCUAUUUUAUUUCGUUCGCACUAAAAUUGACAAUGACGUUCGUGCUGAAUCACAUAAAAGAGACUUUGAUGAGCGGAAGUUGCUCGAUAACAUCCGAGAGGACUGUAAGAAGAACCUGCUGAAAGUCGGAAUAUCCAAAAUAUUCCUUGUAUCUUCAUUUCAAUUGGACAAGUAUGACUUUCAGAAGCUGAUCGACACCCUCGAGGAUGAACUUCCCGAGAACAAAAGAUUUGCUCUCAUUCAGUCUCUGCCCAUUUACUCUCAGGAAGCCCUGAUGAAGAAGAAAAGGUACUUCAAGAAGAUUAUUUGGCUGAAUGCAUUUGCGGCCGGGAUCGGGGCACUGCCUCCCCUCCCGGGAUUGUCAGUGGCCUGCGAUUAUGGCAUAAUGAAGAAUUUCUUUAAACAAGUCUUCACCAGCUACGGCUUAUCAAAUGAAGCCCUAGAGGUGCUAUCAGCACGAGUGAACAAACCUGUAGAGGAUCUGAAAUCUGUUAUGAAGUCACGCUUCAAAGAUGGAGUCACCCAUGAUGUUGUAAAAGAUUUGUUGUCUAAACCAGUCAUUGCUACAGCCAAGACGCUGGGGACCGUAAUGUCUCUGCUGCCGUUCGGAGCUCUACCGGCGAGUGGGGCGGCUGUCGCCUCUGUACAAUACCUGCUUAACAAGGGACUGAAUGAGAUGACAGAAGACACCAAAAAGGUGCUUGCUGAAUCACAACUUUCCUAAUAUACACAGAUAAAAUAAGAGCCUUAGAUCAGGCUUUGGUCUUAUACAAGAAUUAACAGAAAUUAUAUAACAGCUCUGAUGCUGCAGAAAAUGUGUCUUGCAGUUUUGAAAAUGAAUAGGUAAAAGUAAACUUACUAAUUAUCCGCUUCUUUGUAAUUGUGAUUAAAAUACAAUUUCUUGGAAAUGUGAUUUAGAGCAUUUAAAAAUAAAACACUUUUUUCCCAAAGUAAAUGUCAUUUUUUUCAUCUGUAUCUGUAUAACUAUAUACUGUGUGCAUGCUGAACUUGCAAGGAAUAAAAUACUUAUUGUUUUCACAAUUAGAA